GGCGGAGAAGGAGAGAGCCAGUGUGGAGCAGCAGUGUCAGCAACACUCUUCAUCCUGGAGGGAACGGACCAAUCAGGACAGCCAUAUUUCAGCCCCGCCCCUCGGGUCCAGGAAGUAUGUCAGGCGGUGGAUGAGUUCAUCUAUGUGGCCAAUGCAGAGCCAGGAAGAUGUAACAUCAAGACUCCAAUACAUUCCUCAUACUUGCUCCUAUUGCUAGGGCCUUGUUGCUAGCCAGAUAAUCUUGUCAAGCAGACUGACUGCUGUGCUCAUAGAAUGUGAGCUAUCGCAGGAUCAGGCUGGUUCCACCAGGCUACCUUCCAGGACCAGAGCCAGGGAAAGUUGAGACCAAGGCCCCAUUCCAUAAUAUCGCCUGCAUCUGCAACCCUAAGGCCUCAUUGCCUCUUUCCUGCAGGCGUUUUGGUCAUUUAGCAGAUGCUCACUCUGCAUUUGUGACACACAAUGUAAUGGUGAUAUGCUGUAUUCCAAUCUAAUUUUGUAUUAUUGUAUGUGUCUGUAUCUGUCAAGCCGCACAUUAGAAAUGAUGCAGUAGUUUAUGGCAACAUCUCUACAAAUCUACCCUGUCAAAAUAUCACCCUAGUAUGUCUGUCUCCUAUUAGGUGGUGAGGGGGAGGAGGAGAAGGCGUCUCAGAUCCAGGCGUUAGUGGACCCUGCCUGGGGUUCGUCCUCCAGAACCCUCCUGGUCCUGACCUGUGUGUCCAAAGAGGAACCAGACCCAAUCAGAACCACUAGUCCCAGUACUGCCAGAUCAAGGAUCAGGACCCCUUGUGUGAAUAUGGCACAGAGACUCUGCCUGUCCCUGCUGCCCAACCCCUGGAUGGUGAGUCUGUCUGUCUGUCUAUGGUCUAUGUAGUCUCUGACUGUCUGUCUGAGUAGUUAGUAUGUAUGUUUGUCUGUCUGUGUAGUCUCUGUCUGUCUGUCUGUCUGUCUUGGACGGGAUCUCCUGUCUGCUGGGGUGCUCUGGUCUCAGGCUGUAGCUAGCUGUCUAAGGAUCCUGUCUGCUGGGGUGCUGUGGUCUCAGGCUGUAGCUAGCUGUCAAAUGAUCCUGUCUGCUGGGGUGCUGUGGUCUCAGGCUGUAGCUAGCUGUCUAAGGAUCCUGUCUGCUGGGGUGCUGUGGUCUCAGGCUGUAGCUAGCUGUCUAAGGAUCCUGUCUGCUGUGGUGCUGUGGUCUCAGGCUGUAGCUAGCUGUCUAAGGAUCCUGUCUGCUGGGGUGCUGUGGUCUCAGGCUGUAGCUAGCUGUCAAAGGAUCCUGUCUGCUGGGGUGCUGUGGUCUCAGGCUGUAGCUAGCUGUCAAAGGAUCCUGUCUGCUGGGGUGCUGUGGUCUCAGGCUGUAGCUAGCUGUCUAAGGAUCCUGUCUGCUGUGGUGCUGUGGGCUCAGGCUGUAGCUAGCUGUCUAAGGAUCCUGUCUGCUGGGGUGCUGUGGUCUCAGGCUGUAGCUAGCUGUCUAAGGAUCCUGUCUGCUGUGGUGCUGUGGGCUCAGGCUGUAGCUAGCUGUCUAAGGAUCCUGUCUGCUGGGGUGCUGUGGUCUCAGGCUGUAGCUAGCUGUCAAAGGAUCCUGUCUGCUGGGGUGCUGUGGUCUCAGGCUGUAGCUAGCUGUCAAAGGAUCCUGUCUGCUGUGGUGCUGUGGUCUCAGGCUGUAGCUAGCUGUCUAAGGAUCCUGUCUGCUGUGGUGCUGUGGUCUCAGGCUGUAGCUAGUUGUCAAAGGAUCCUGUCUGCUGUGGUGCUGUGGUCUCAGGCUGUAGCUAGCUGUCAAAGGAUCCUGUCUGCUGUGGUGCUGUGGUCUCAGGCUGUAGCUAGCUGUCUAAGGAUCCUGUCUGCUGUGGUGCUGUGGUCUCAGGCUGUAGCUAGCUGUCUAAGGAACUAUCUUCAGGACCUAAACAACACAAUACAGAACUAG
This is a messenger RNA of Coregonus sp. 'balchen', 1915 nucleotides long. Lineage: Eukaryota; Metazoa; Chordata; Actinopteri; Salmoniformes; Salmonidae. The record is from the annotation of a GenBank genome assembly.